AUGGACGCUCCCGUCACCGAACCUCAGCAAGUCAGGACUCCGGGAGGACCCCCCACGCUCUACACCAUCAAGUACAAGAGUGAGAUGGCCUAUGUCGCACCCGCAGCCACCUAUGACGACGCACUUGAGCUCGCGCGAACUACGUUCCCUAAGCUCCGGCGCUAUGCCACUGAACGAAUGGGCAUAUACGUCAUCGGUCAGCUCAACAACGUUCCGCAACGCGUCGCCAUCGGUCGUACCGCCUAUCCGCUCGUACUGCCUCGCUUCCGCGAACACGAGGUCCUCACCAUCUAUGUCUCUGGCAACGGCCUCAUGGAGCGUCUUACCAGCUGGGCCCGCUCCGGGUCUUCUUCUUCAUCCUCUUUUCCCGCCCCCUCUUCCGCGUCUUUGUCAACUCGUACCAAGUCGGAACAUGAUCUUGAGAAGCGUCCAAAAGCGCCUCAGAUUGUUGUCACGGACCCCUCGGGAGACGAAAAGCACGCGGACAGCCCCAAGUCCUCGGCGUGCACCUUCGAAAUCCCGCCCGCUUACUCCCGUUCCGACGCCACCCCCUCGCUCGACACAGAUCGGGCAUCGGUCUCUUCCGGCACGACGUCCACCUCCCCGCCAUCUUCGCCCACGGCGAGCCUGCUUCAACUUGCCGAUGACGACACCGUCGCGUUUUUCGCAGGGCGGUCGUCUCCAGUUGCGUCGCGUACUACUUCCCCAGCCCGGUCGAGUACGAGCUCGCACUCGCGGUCCCCGUCUCCUGCGCCUGCGCCGAAGAAGGAGCAGCCACGCCCACAGGUGUACACGCGCCGCCCGUACGUCACGAGCGUGUAUCCGUCGAGGCGACCGCAGUGA
Molecule: messenger RNA, 843 nt
Organism: Epithele typhae
Lineage: Eukaryota; Fungi; Basidiomycota; Agaricomycetes; Polyporales; Epitheliaceae
Exons: 2
Coding region: 1-843 (280 amino acids)
Source: RefSeq, a predicted model, not a curated record